UGGGUAUAUAUACCAUUUGAAAAUGUAAGUAAAUCAUUAGUUUCAAUUACUAAAUUAUAAUAUCAACAUGAACCGUUACUUUGUUGCCGCUUAUUUCGCCGUCAUCUUGGCUGUUGUUAACUGCAGUAUAUAUGGUGGUUUAAGUAACGUGGGUUAUGGACUUGGAGGUUAUGGCUCAGUUAUUAGUCCAUUGGGUUACGGUUCACCAAUUGUCAAUCCAUACGGUAUCAAUUCAUAUGGUCUCAGCCCACUCCGCUUAGGAAGAGCUAGUUCCGCAUCUGCAGCAGCUGCUGCUUCUGCUUCUGCCAGUGGAAAUCGCGGAUAUGGUGUACCUUUGGGCUAUGGUGGCUUGGGUUCAAUUUAUUAGGCUGUGAUCAAUGAACUAUUUCGACAAAUGAGAAUAAUAAAAUCCUUGAAUUAAAAUAAAUAA
Molecule: messenger RNA, 430 nt
Organism: Teleopsis dalmanni
Lineage: Eukaryota; Metazoa; Arthropoda; Insecta; Diptera; Diopsidae
Gene: Cp15
Product: spidroin-1
Exons: 2
Coding region: 68-367 (99 amino acids)
Source: RefSeq, a predicted model, not a curated record